This is a messenger RNA of Dioscorea cayenensis subsp. rotundata (Guinea yam), 837 nucleotides long. RefSeq names its product NDR1/HIN1-like protein 13. The record is from RefSeq and is a predicted model, not a curated record. The transcript has 3 exons. Bases 43 to 612 code for a protein of 189 amino acids. NCBI's taxonomy places the organism in Eukaryota, Viridiplantae, Streptophyta, Magnoliopsida, Dioscoreales, Dioscoreaceae. Gene Ontology annotation, cellular component: plasma membrane.
UACAUAAUGAAAUGAGUUCAAGUAGCAAGAGGAGGGAGGAGAAUGAAUUCAUUUGAGAAGAAUGAAGAACCAAGUCUUAAGAAUCAGCCCCAUGAAUCAUCCACAAGCUUUACAAGAUGUUGCUGUUUCUUCAUACUAAUCCUCCUCAGCUUAAAAGCACUGGUUGUGAUCAUUCUUAUCAUAUUAGUCUUUGUCAUCAGACCAAAACAACCCCAAUUCCAUCUCCACUCAAUAAGUUUUCAGUCAUUCAACUUGGAUGUAAAUUCUAGCCAACAACUCAAUGCUUCUUCAUCACUUGCCUAUGUACUACUUGUGACCGAAAACCCGAAUAAGCUUGGAAUACGGUAUAAUCCAUCAGAGCUUGCAAUUCUAUAUGACCAUGAAGCCUUUGGUGUUAUCCAAGUUCCGGUGUUCUACCAGCCUCUGAGAAGCAGGAAUGUGACAGUUCAAGUGCAGGUCUCAUUCCAGCCAUGGGAAGUCAGUAAACUCAUCAAUGGAAUAGCUCUAUCUUCUAAUGGUACAAUCAAUGGUGAAAUACAUAUAUUUGGUAUAAUUCAAGCUCAGCCUCAUGCCUUGAACUUCCCUCUGCUAACUAUUAAAGGUUUAUCUUGAUUGCAGGGUAUGCAUUGAGUAUGAUGGUGGUGUUUGGCCUUGCAUUCAGUAAAGAAGCAAUUGGAGUACUUAAGUCACACAAGACUAUACUUCUCUCCAGUUUCCCACAUAUAACACAGAAAUGCUCUGUGGCUCUCUGUAUAUAAAAAAGAUCAAAACAGGAGCUCUAUGUUGAUAGUUCUUGAUUUCUGAUUAUUUGAACGAGAUCAGGAAUUUGUGUAAUUG